GGGACUUCCUGUGCAAACAUAUACUCACAGAAUGAAUAUAAAUGUUAGAAGAUGCGCAAAUUUUAGUUCAGUCGAAGAAGAAUCGUUUUAGAAUCGAGUUCAAGAAUAAAAUAACUGUGUUUUGUGGAAGUUAAGAUGGCAAAACUAACGAUCUCAAUUUUACUUCUUGCUGUUACCGUUUUAAUUCGAGCAGCUCCUCAACCUGGUCACGGAUAUGGACCUCCAGACCACGGCCAUGGUUUUGGUCACGAUUAUAAAGAAUACGGUCAUGAUCACAAAGAACAUCACUAUGAACCACAAAAACAUGAUUUUGGUCAUCAAAAACAUGGUGAAGAACAUGGUUUUGACCACGGGCACAAAGAACAUCAUUACGAGCCACCAAAACACGAAUAUGGGCACCAAAAACAUGAAGAGCAUGGAUUUGGACACGACCACAAAGACUACGGCCACGGAUAUAAAGAACAUCAUUUCGAACCACAAAACAAGAAUAUGGACAUCAAAAACAUGAAGAGCAUGGAUUUGGACACGACCAUAAAGAUUUUGGACACGGGUACGACCACGAUCAUCAAAAACACGACUUUGGACAUCCCCCACACGGCUACAAGCCACCUCAUGGACAGGAUUAUUACAAAAAGUCCCACGAUUAUCCCCAUCCUCAUCCCUUAUAAAGACUGAUUCAGUACUAACUAAUUCCGGUGACUAAUAAUAAUUAAAAUAAGUAAAUAAAUAAAUUUUUGUA
Messenger RNA from Diabrotica balteata, 739 nucleotides. NCBI's taxonomy places the organism in Eukaryota, Metazoa, Arthropoda, Insecta, Coleoptera, Chrysomelidae. The record is from the annotation of a GenBank genome assembly.